Molecule: messenger RNA, 204 nt
Organism: Gongylonema pulchrum
Lineage: Eukaryota; Metazoa; Nematoda; Chromadorea; Rhabditida; Gongylonematidae
Source: the annotation of a GenBank genome assembly
AUACCACCGAGCCCAACUCCAAGCCGUAUGUCGAUGACGAGCUACAGCACAUGUCCGGAACCGAGCACUCUUGGACAUGCGGUCAUGCGACGCUAUCCAGUUUAUUCGACACAGCCUACCGAUGAAAUGAAAUUGAAUCGACAGGAUGCACAGGAUGAAGGCGGCAAUAUUUCCGGAAAUUCGGGCUUCGAUUCGGUAGAGUAG